CACAGAGAAAGAAUAGUUUAUCAGACAGUAGAUCUGACAAUAAAAGUAUAACCAGAACUUGAACAGGCUGCAUUUUGAUGAUUUCGCCUGGCUAAAUCAUGGGCGUGACAUCCUAUCUAGAUGCAUGAUCUAGACUACAUCCGGUCCAAUAAAGAGCGAGGAGAAGCGCUCACUGCUGUCACUACAAUGGAUAUUUCAGCUACAAGGCUCAUUUUUGUCUUGUUCCUAAUCUUUUGCCCUACUCACAUUUACUGUAAAUUUACAGUUCAACCAGUGUCUAUCAAUACAACACUCAAUUCAACUGUACAAUUCUCUUGUGAAGCUGCUGACUAUGAAAUUUUGUACUUUUUGGUUGAUUGUAUACAAGCUAAUAGAGAGGAAAUAAGAAACAGAGGAUUUAAAGAUGUGGUUAUUCCAAUAGGUGGUGGAGCACUAAGAGGAGUGUUAACUGCUAAAGCAUAUGAUAUUAAUAAUAACACAAAUGUUACAUGUGUAGCUAGUUCUCAGUCAACACUACCUGUCACAAGUGAUACUGUGUUUUUCAUGAUACAAGGUCUAUUGGCUAGUGUUGCUAAUCUGGAUUAUACCUUUAUUAAUGGAUCCAGUGUAUUAUUAACAUGGACAGCUCCUUAUACACUGGAUAAUGUACCUAUCACUGGAUACUAUAUAGUCAAUGGAUUAGUGAACAUUACUACCACUAAUAAUAAUACUAAUAUUACACUAUCAACUACUAAUCCUAAUCCAUGUGUAUUAAAUAAUGUAUCAGUUUCUCCUAUUAAUGAUUUUGGACUUGGUUCAUCAAGUAUCAAGAAUUUUUACUAUCAAACAGUUCCUCUUAUCGCUCCUAAUGUAUCAGUAAUACUAGACCAGUUACUAGGAUUGAGUCUUCAAUAG
Messenger RNA from Amphimedon queenslandica, 894 nucleotides. RefSeq lists its product as uncharacterized. The transcript is spliced from 5 exons. NCBI's taxonomy places the organism in Eukaryota, Metazoa, Porifera, Demospongiae, Haplosclerida, Niphatidae. Bases 121 to 894 code for a protein of 257 amino acids. The record is from RefSeq and is a predicted model, not a curated record. Gene Ontology annotation, molecular function: protein binding.